UGCGCAUCACUACCUGUCAGCAAUGCUUGUCAGACUGGCAUUUGUGUGCGCAUAGUACCGGUUUUUCAUUUUGUAGUUUUUAAUAAGGUGUUUAUUUUUAAUAUAACAUAUUUGACUCGAAUGUGGCAUAAUUUAAGCGAUUUUUUCCCAUUAAAUACAUUUAUAAGUAUUCACUCGUAUUUGACAACUUGAAAAAAACAUAAAAAAGGAAAAUCAUGAGUUCAGGCAACAUUUGUUACAAAUGUAACCAACCAGGGCAUUUUGCUAGGGAAUGCUCGCAGCCAGGAGGCAGGGACUCCGGCCGGGGUUCUUUCAGCCGAAAUCGCGACAAAUGUCACAAAUGCAACAAAAUAGGCCAUUACGCGCGCGAUUGUAAGGAGGAAUCGGCCCGCUGCUAUCGCUGCUACGGCGAGGGUCACUUCGCGAAGGAUUGUUUGCAGAGUCCUGAUAUGCCGUCCUGCUACAAUUGUAGGAAGCCCGGUCAUAUUGCGCGUAGCUGUCCAGAAGCUGGUGGGGAUAGAUCCAGUGGAGAAACUUGCCACAAUUGUCAACGCCCGGGUCAUAUUUCCAGGAAUUGUCCAGAAGGCACCAAAACUUGCUAUUUGUGUCACAAGCCAGGGCAUCUGAAGAGAGAUUGCAGAGAAAAUGACUACAGAAAGUAGUAAUGUUUAUUUUUUUGUUGUAUCUAUUUUAUAUAUAUUUAAAACAUUUGAAAAUGUCUGUUUUCCUUCAAAACAUUGUUGAAACUAAUGUUUCUUAUUUACUUUUUUAUAUUAGUGGUAUUAGCUCAGUUCUCAUUUGUCCAAUUUCCAAAGUGAUAUUAAGAGGGAUGUACUUAUUUAUUAUUUAUGAAAUGUUCAAGUCCUAGGGAUAAAAGACAAAAAUAUUCUACGAAUUCGGUGGAAAUUAGACUUAUAAGAAUGUCAAGAGGCAAAUAUUGUACAUGCAGUCCAUUCUAAUUUAAAAAGUGUAGAUCUCUUUGGAAGAACACAUGUCAGAUUCGAGUUUAUUCUUAUUUCACAAUACAUGACGAUUGUAACUUAAAAAUGGGGAAAUAUAAUUUUUAUUAAUAAAAAGAGGUUGGUGAUUA
Psylliodes chrysocephalus is the source of this 1090-nucleotide messenger RNA. The record is from the annotation of a GenBank genome assembly. NCBI's taxonomy places the organism in Eukaryota, Metazoa, Arthropoda, Insecta, Coleoptera, Chrysomelidae.